Messenger RNA from Stegodyphus dumicola, 3414 nucleotides. RefSeq names its product calcium-activated chloride channel regulator 1-like. The record is from RefSeq and is a predicted model, not a curated record. Lineage: Eukaryota; Metazoa; Arthropoda; Arachnida; Araneae; Eresidae.
UCUUAUAAGGAUAACAUAACUAAAGAAAAUCUUGAAUUUUUCAUGUCUGAAAUUCAUUGUGCCUUAAAAUAAUGAAGAAAUAAAAUACGCUUCCUUAAAAAUUGUUUAUUUUAUUUCUUUUGAAUUACUAUGUUUUUAACGAAGAAUGUGUAUCAAAAUGGCAGUUUCCUUAGAUUGUGUAUUAUUUUGGUUUUGCUGAAAUCUUCUGUUACAAAUGGAAAAGUAACUGCAAAAGAUGGAGCUUAUAACGAUAUUCUGAUACGGUUUUCACCCAGAGUUAAAGCUGAAAGCGGAAUAUCAUUAGUAAAGGAAAUACAAAAAGUCCUGACUGAUGCAUCAGAAGUACUGAAUACAUCCAUCGGAUUGAAGAUAUCCAACGUAGUUUUUCUUCUGCCCAGAAUUUGGGAUGUAUCUAACUGGACAGUCGGGAAAGCAACUCCACAACAUACUCACUUACCGCCAGAUAUUUUUGUAGAGAACCUGCCCAACAGUGCUUAUGGGAACUACCCUUUUACAUUACAGUAUGGAGGAUGCUCUGUACCCGGACGUUAUAUAUUUAUUCAAGAAAACUUUCUUACAGCCAAAGAAGAAUUCCCAAAAGGUAAACUUUUUGCGAGAGAGUGGCUGAAAUUUCGUUAUGGGGUGUUUGAUGAACAUGGAUUUGAGGCAGAUAAAAUGUAUCCUUUGUACUACAAAGUUGCGGGCGAACCAGAUAUACAAAUUACGAACUGCAUUCAUCCACCUGCAGAAUAUUACUUCAAGAAGGGUAAUGAAGACUGUAUUUUAUCAGUGGAUGAGCAGACUGGUUUGCCAGACAUGCUUCCUUCGGAAUGUCGAAUUUUGAUUGAAGAAAAGAGUGCUAAUCUUGUUACAUCGUCCUUGAUGUAUUUUCAUACGAAUUUGACUCAAGUCAGCAAAAUUUGUGGGGAUGAAAAUCAUCCCUACAAUUCGAGAGCUCCUAACAAGCAGAACACUCUUUGCAACGGAAGAAGCAGCAAUGAAAUCGUUCAGCUUUCUUCUGAUUUCCAGUUAACAGAACAAAGUACUGAGGAAAUCACCUUCGCUUACGUCCAAGAAGAAGAUCCUACAGUUAUUAUCGUGUGGCAGAAUACUGGUAAUCUGUAUGAAAAGAAAGAAGCUAUCACAGGUUCAGUUUUGAGACUACUGAAUGAUCUUCCGAAACGUAGUAAAGCUGGACUCUAUUGGUUUACCAAUACAGUCCAUAUUGAAAGAUAUUUAAAUGACAGUUCUCCUUGGCCUAGUACUAUUUCUUCUAAUUUUAUCUCCGAAGAAACACCUUGCAUUACUUGUGCUUUAAAUGACGUCGUAAAUGCACUCACAACCGACAUGAAUGACAGAAGAGGAUUCAUUGCUAUGAUAGCUGGAGCAAAUCCAUCAAACUAUGAAGAAGUCCUCAAGAAUAUAAAUUCGUCAGAUCUCUGUCUCAUUGUAAUAGGAUUUCGUGGAGCUACCAGAGAUGGGUUCAAAGAUUUGAUAUCUGCUUCGAAUUGUGGGUCAUUUUACGAAGCACCGAUCGAAGAAGACAAUCUUAAGUCAUUUUCCAGGCUGUAUAAUGCAAUGGCUACGAUUCUGCCACCUAAUGACCUUAAUUAUGAAACUAUAAUAACUGAUACACAAUAUCUGGAAUAUGGGAAACUUUUGAAAAUUCGAAGACAUGAUAAUGCAGCAAGUUUUACUCUUCGAUUGAGCAGACCCGUUGAACUCCAGUCCUUGUCGUGCAAGGUUCAUGAUACUACAGUACUGCUGAAACCGGAAACAUCUUCAUCUUUCAGUUUUGAAGCUCAAGCGGAUGAGGUAGUGUGUACAUUACAGAGCGAGAAGCUUGAACCUGUAUUGACACAAAUUCAGAUGAUAUCAGAUCCUAAUGAGUACUUUGAAAACUUUGUAUGGAUACGAGAUACGACACUUUCAGACUCUAGUAUUCAAAUGCCUGUGAUAAUAUAUGCUCAGAUUAUGUGUGGAGGUCAACCUGUGCAAAGUGCUGGUGUAAAGGCUGAAGUGAUUAGACCGAGUGGACAUAAAAGUAUUCUUGAUCUUCUGGAUGACGGAUUAGGGGAUCCAGAUAUUACAGCAAAUGACGGUGUCUACAGCCGCUAUUUCACAGAUUUUGAUGAUAAAGGUGAAUACAAGGUAACAGUAACAGCAACGGAUAAUAAUCGACAUGCGAAGGUCGGUCAAAAUGGCGUUCAACCUUGUUGUGGCAGUAAUGUAAUAAGUGAUACCGGUCCUCUUCGUGCUUUUCAAGAAACAGUUAACUUAACUUUCAAAUCCAUUACUGUGAAGCCCCGAGCAGGAUAUAAACCGUCUAAGAUAUUUGAUUUGCGAAUAAUUAGAUAUGAUAUACCAUACUUUCUGGCACUGCAAUGGACAGCUCCUGGAGCGGAAGCUGAUAGAGGAAAUGCUACAAAGUACAUACUUAAGUCAUUUUAUUCACGAGAUGAUGCAAUCAAUAAAUUUGAUUCUAAAAAUUCCACACAUUUUGAGAUGGAUCUUCAACCUAAAUCCAGAGGGGAGAUCGAGAAUACAGAAAUUGAAAUUUUUGAAAAACUCAAGGAAAAUCUGACAUAUUUCAUUUCUAUGCUAUCUGUUAAUGGCAAGGAUCUAUACAGUGAGCCAUCGAAUGUUGUGGAACUAUUUAUCCGAGACUCAGCUAAAAAUGCCACUCAUCCUACUUCGCCUCCAGAAGUGAAACGCGAAGAUGUAAACAGAGUACUAAUUGCUUUCGGAAUUGUUCUUUUCGUCAUUUUUAGUCUUGCAUGUAUCUAUUUAGCAAUUCACUUCUUUCUAGUGAAACCUAAACAACAAAAAUAAUCAAAAAAAAAAAAAAAAAAAAAAAAAAAAAAAAAGAAAAGAAAAGAAAAGAAAAGAAAAAAAGAAAUGUAUAUCCUCCAACCCAAGUUCUACUCAAGAUUCCAAGCCUGAAAAUUAUGUUUUAAACACUUGGAUUUUCACACUUGUUUUCACAAAAUAUCCCAAUGAAGUCUCUAUGUCAUAAAUCAGAAUAAAAGUUGCCAGAUGUUUCUUGAAAAAAACGGAGAAUAGUCCUUUCCUAAACAUGAGAGAAAUGGAAGUUGGAAAUUUAGAUUCUGUUGGAUACCAUCAAAUUUCAGAUCAGAUUUUACUGGAUAGGAAGAGGAUUUCCAGUAAAUUUUAAAGAGAUUAAAAAUAGGAUGUUUGUUAAAGACUCGUGCGGCGCACCAAAUCGAAAGAAUUUUACCAUUUAUUACACAAGAUAAUAUAGCACCUGAAAAUAACAACCUUUCAGAUUUCAAUGAAUUUGAAAAAUUUGUGUGGAACUCUUGCUGAAUGCGAAUUCAUAAAGCUACCCUUAAGUAAAAAAUGUAAUGUAUUUUAAUUUUCAUUCUAAAUAAAUAUAUUUAGAUUAAAGGUAUA